GGUUCCUUCUCUUGCUCUGUCCGGAUGAAGAAGGCAGGUGGGCGUCAGAGGUCACACCAAUGCCCCGCCAUGAAUCCCUUCUCCUCCUUCUCCAUUAAAGCCCUCCCUCUCCUUCUCCUCCUCCUCCUCCUCCUCCACUCCUCCUCUGCCCUCGUCCACCUCCGCGCCUCCUCCUUCUCCUUCUCCUUCCUUGACGCACCUGCCCGCUUCGUUUUCUCAGCUGUUCCUGUGGGUGAUCGUGGGGUCUGUGGCGCUCUCCACAUCGCUGAUCCCAUUGAUGCGUGCUUGCCGAUUGGGGAUUUUCAAUUGAGCGCUUCGGCGGAGUCUCAGUCGCGCUCUCACUCGAGGUUUGUUCUUAUUGAGAGGGGUGCUUGUAGCUUUGAGGAGAAGGUUAGGAACGCGCAGAACGGUGGUUUUGGUGCUGCCAUUGUUUACGAUAACCAGGAAAAGAGCGGCCUUUAUUCUAUGAUUGGAGAUCCGACAGGCAUACAUGUUCAUGCAGUAUUUGUUUCAAAGAUGGCUGGUGAGACCCUAAAAAGGUUUGCUCAAGGCGAGGAAGGAGAAUGUUGUAUAGGUUCUUCUAUGAAUGAAACUGCAGGAACAGUGCUGGUGAUCUCCUUUGUGUCGCUUGUAGUCAUAGUAUCAGUUCUUGCAGCAUUCCUGUUUGCUCGUAACUGUAUUCUUUUGCGGCAAGUUGCACAACGCCGUCCUUCUAGUAUGAACAAAGAGGCUGUUGAGGUAUUUCCUUGUUUAACAUUCAGUACUUCCUUCUUGAAUAGCAAAUGCACUGCAGAGACCUGUGCUAUUUGCCUUGAAGAUUACAAGGAUGGAGAGAGACUAAGAGUUCUUCCUUGCAAUCAUGAAUUUCAUUCAGCAUGCGUAGACUCGUGGCUGACGAAAUGGGGCACUUUCUGCCCGGUUUGCAAACAUGAUUUGAGCUCUGGCGAAUAACUUCAUGGCCAGGAAAAUAAGGAUGUGUAUCGAGAAAAUAAGAGUCUGUAUUCUCCAGUGAAUUAGUUAUUCUUCCGAGCAUUGUCGGGAAAUGGUUACUCAUUCUGUAUUAUUAGCUUUGAGCUUAGCUCCAUGAAAAUCAUUUUUCCGAUUUCGGUUC
Messenger RNA from Dioscorea cayenensis subsp. rotundata (Guinea yam), 1111 nucleotides. RefSeq names its product receptor homology region, transmembrane domain- and RING domain-containing protein 1. The coding region runs from base 25 to 951 and encodes 308 amino acids. Lineage: Eukaryota; Viridiplantae; Streptophyta; Magnoliopsida; Dioscoreales; Dioscoreaceae. The record is from RefSeq and is a predicted model, not a curated record. The transcript has 4 exons.